This is a messenger RNA of Eruca vesicaria subsp. sativa (arugula), 1393 nucleotides long. The record is from the annotation of a GenBank genome assembly. NCBI's taxonomy places the organism in Eukaryota, Viridiplantae, Streptophyta, Magnoliopsida, Brassicales, Brassicaceae.
CGAGUGUUGUUCUGUACUUGUUUGGGAUCGUGCACAUAAGGUGUUCGAUAUAAUGUCUAAACCAUUACAGUGCAGAAGAUGUUUGAUUUCUUCUUGUCUGAAUCAGUUUCUGGAGAAGGGUAUGUUUGGAGAAAGUGAAAACUUGGUUUUGUUUCCUGUACAGUGGACGUUUGUUCAGGUGAGACACAAGUCAGGUGGAGGAUUUAGACCAAAGAAGAAAAUAUACCACAGAGUUCAUGAGCUUGAUAAAGCCAUAGACCUGAAGAAGAAACCAGCUCUUAUACUUCAACUCAAAUCCAUGAUUCAAUCCCAGAAACAUGGAAGGGUUCUUCUAAGGGAUCUCGAGAAGCACGUUGGGUUUGUUCAGAAAUGGAACUUAAUGGCUGCCAUUGAGAAGUACCCUUCUAUAUUUCACGUUGGAGGUGGAAACAGAGAGCCUCCUUUUGCUAUGCUUACUGAGAAAGCUCAAAAGAUUGCAGAUGAGGAAGGUGAAGCUAUAGAGUCAAUGGAACCUAUCCUUGUUAACAAUCUCAGGAAGUUGCUGAUGAUGUCCGUUGAUUGUAGAGUGCCUUUGGAGAAGGUUGAGUUUAUUCAGUCUGCAAUGGGUUUGCCUCAUGACUUUAAGAGUAACUUGAUCCCAAAGUAUCCUGAUUUUUUCUCUUUAAAGGUUGUUAAUGGUAAAGUUCAUCUUGUGUUAGAGAAUUGGGACUCUUCACUAGCAAUCACUGCAAGGGAAGAUAAGUUAGCCCGUGAAGGAGUUCUCGAGAACAGAAAGAAGGUUAGGAUCACAAAGGAUGGUAACUUCUUAGGACCAAAUGCGUUUAGGGUCUCGUUUCCUCCUGGUUUUAGGCCUAACGCUAGUUAUCUAGAGGAGUUUGAGAAGUGGCAGAAGAUGGAGUUUCCAUCUCCUUACCUUAACGCAAGAAGAUUUGAUGUUGCUGAUCCUAAAGCUAGGAAACGAGUUGUAGCCCUGCUUCAUGAACUGCUCAGUUUAACAAUGGAGAAGAGAGUGACGUGUGCGCAGCUGGACGCGUUUCACUCUGAGUAUUUGCUUCCAUCAAGACUAAUACUUUGCUUGAUAAAGCAUCAAGGUAUCUUCUACAUUACUAACAAAGGAGCAAGAGGUACAGUUUUUCUCAAAGAAGGUUAUGAUGGUUCUAAUUUGAUUGAGAAGUGUCCUUUGUUAUUGUUCCAAGAGAGAUUUGUUGCUCUCUGUGGUCGGAGAGAAGUGAAUGUAUGUAAUGAAAUGCAGUCUUCAAAUGUUAUCUCCUGAUGCUACUAUUUCAAAUUAUCUUUUUCUUCUUAGAGUCCAUUGUCUUCUCAUAUGAAGAAAGAAGAGUAUACUACUUGUUUAAAGAUAUUAUUGACUUGUCUCCAAGAAACAGAACCGUGA